This is a messenger RNA of Populus nigra (black poplar), 2083 nucleotides long. RefSeq names its product ferrochelatase-2, chloroplastic-like. The transcript has 11 exons. Gene Ontology annotation, molecular function: protoporphyrin ferrochelatase activity. The record is from RefSeq and is a predicted model, not a curated record. Bases 151 to 1839 code for a protein of 562 amino acids. Gene Ontology annotation, biological process: heme biosynthetic process. NCBI's taxonomy places the organism in Eukaryota, Viridiplantae, Streptophyta, Magnoliopsida, Malpighiales, Salicaceae.
UAAAAGUACUCGAACUCGUCAUUAGUGAAAUAGUGUGUUUUUUCUACUUUCUCUCCACACAAGUUUGGUUUUGGCGUUAGACGUCUUUGAAUUGGAUAAAACAGAAACAAGUUUGGUUCUUUUUUGUGUUUUAGUAUUGAAGAUAAUGAAAUGAUGAUGAAUUGUGGAGCGAUGAAUGCUACUACCCCUUCUUCUACUUCUUGGUCUGCUUCUCACAGCUCCAAAAUUCCCAUGUUGUUGCCUAGGGCAAUUUGGAGCACACAAAGAAUGUGUUGUGGCUCUGGUGUUCACGUGCAUACUUGUGUUAGUACUAAUGUCUCAAAAAAUGCUAAAGACUCAAUGGUUUGGUCUGGAACAUCACCAUCUUUAUAUUCUAAGCAGCCAAUCAACAAAUUCUUGUUGCCUUUGAGAGCAUUAGUGACUUCUACAUCUGAAGAUGUUCCCAUUGCAUCUCUUAUUGGUCGAGAAAAGGUAGGAGUUUUGUUGCUUAAUCUUGGUGGUCCUGAGACUCUUGAAGACGUGCAGCCUUUCCUUUUUAAUCUUUUUGCUGACCCGGACAUUAUACGAUUGCCAAGGUUGUUUCGGUUUCUUCAAAAGCCCUUGGCCCAAUUUAUAUCUGUCGCGAGGGCACCAAAGAGCAAAGAAGGCUAUGCUUCAAUUGGUGGUGGCUCUCCUUUGCGGCAUAUAACUGAUGCACAGGCUGAAGAACUGAGGAAAUCUCUGUGGGAAAAGCAAGUCCCAGCAAAGGUGUAUGUUGGUAUGCGCUACUGGCACCCAUUCACUGAAGAAGCCAUUGAACAGAUAAAAAGAGAUGGAAUCACAAAGCUUGUUGUCCUUCCGCUUUAUCCACAGUUUUCAAUAUCAACUAGUGGCUCAAGCCUUCGACUCUUGGAGAGUAUAUUCCGGGAAGAUGAAUAUCUAGUAAGCAUGCAGCAUACAGUGAUACCUUCUUGGUACCAGCGUGAAGGAUACAUCAAAGCUAUGGCAAAUUUAAUUGGAAAGGAAUUAGAAACAUUUGACCAUCCUGAGCAGGUUCUGAUAUUUUUUAGUGCACAUGGUGUGCCACUUGCAUAUGUGGAAGAGGCUGGUGAUCCGUAUAAAGCAGAAAUGGAGGAAUGCAUAGAUUUGAUAAUGGAGGAAUUAGAAAAGAGAAAGAUUAUGAAUGCAUACACUCUUGCUUAUCAGAGCAGAGUUGGACCUGUCGAAUGGUUGAAACCUUAUACUGAUGAGACAAUCAUUGAGCUUGGGAAGAGAGGGGUGAAAUGUCUCUUGGCUGUUCCAAUUAGUUUUGUCAGUGAGCAUAUUGAAACUUUGGAAGAAAUUGAUGUUGAGUACAAAGAGCUGGCUCUUAAGUCUGGUAUAGAAAAAUGGGGACGUGUUCCUGCACUAGGAUGUGAACCAACGUUCAUUUCAGAUUUGGCAGAUGCAGUGAUUGAGAGUCUUCCAUAUGUAGGAGCUAUGGCAGUCUCAAAUAUUGAAGCUCGACAGGUACCCUUAUUUUCUCAACAACUUAGAAGCAAAAUAAGAUGCUUGAAGUUUGCUGUUUGUAGAUGCCAGCAUGAAACUUCUCAAUGCCAGUGGAACUUUUUAUCUACAAGUUUGGGAUCUUCGCAGUCUUUAGUUCCACUCGGCAGUGUAGAGGAGCUACUGGCAGUGUAUGAUUCAAAACAAAGGGAGCUACAAUCGCCUGUGAUGGUAUGGGAAUGGGGUUGGACAAGAAGUGCAGAAACCUGGAACGGACGAGCAGCUAUGCUGGCAGUUCUUGUUCUAUUGGUUCUAGAAGUCACCACCGGGCAGGGUUUUUUGCACCAAUGGGGUAUAUUGCCAUUUUUUCAUUGAACAACAGCGAACAAAACCUUCCCCACCUCUAUCAAACGAACUAUGCCAAGUGUAAAUUUUGUUACUGAAAUCGACAUGCUUAAUUCCUAAUGUAUCAUAUAUAUAUAUACAUGCUAAUUUGAACACUAUGGCAUUAUUGUAUAUGGCCAUACUUGGUUGGAUUUGGGUUAAUGGCAUCGUACAGGCUGUGCAGCCCUUCAAUGGGUGAAAGUAAUUGUAUGCUAGAUGUUCUAUUAUUUGUUUA